AUGCAUGCAGACCCGGAUGCGGAGGUGAUCGCGCUGUCGCCGAAGACGCUGCUGGCGACGAACCGGUUCGUGUGCAAGGUGUGCAACAAGGGUUUCCAGCUGGCGCAGAAUCUGCAGCUGCACCGGCGCGGGCACAACCUGCCGUGGAAGCUGAAGCAGAAGAACCCGGCGCAGGCGCAGCGCCGCCACGUGUACAUGUGCCCGGAGCCGACGUGCGUCCACCAUGACCCCUCCCGCGCCCUCGGCGACCUCAACGGCAUCAAGAAGCACUUCUGCCGCAAGCACGGUGAGAAGAAGUGGAAGUGCGACAAGUACUCCAAGCGCUACGCUGCCGCAAACACGCGUCAUGCGUCGUCAAGCCUGGCUGGAAAGGCCUCUGGAGGUUGCCUGCCGCACGAGCUUGCCCGCGCCACCGCGCUCGCCUGA
Messenger RNA from Oryza brachyantha (malo sina), 426 nucleotides. RefSeq names its product protein indeterminate-domain 12-like. Bases 1 to 426 code for a protein of 141 amino acids. The record is from RefSeq and is a predicted model, not a curated record. The transcript has 2 exons. NCBI's taxonomy places the organism in Eukaryota, Viridiplantae, Streptophyta, Magnoliopsida, Poales, Poaceae. Gene Ontology annotation, molecular function: DNA-binding transcription factor activity. Gene Ontology annotation, cellular component: nucleus.